Messenger RNA from Grammomys surdaster, 1276 nucleotides. It is a transcript of the gene Bbs5, whose product is annotated as Bardet-Biedl syndrome 5. The transcript is spliced from 12 exons. The record is from RefSeq and is a predicted model, not a curated record. Gene Ontology annotation, biological process: cilium assembly; intracellular transport. Lineage: Eukaryota; Metazoa; Chordata; Mammalia; Rodentia; Muridae. Gene Ontology annotation, molecular function: phosphatidylinositol-3-phosphate binding. Gene Ontology annotation, cellular component: BBSome; ciliary basal body. The coding region runs from base 78 to 1103 and encodes 341 amino acids.
CGGCGCGUUGCCUUGGCGCCCAUAAGACGCCACAGGACGGCCGCCGUGGAUUUCUUCGGCGGGAUCCCUCGAUCGCCAUGUCUGUGAUGGACGUGUUGUGGGAGGACCGCGACGUGCGUUUCGACGUGUCCUCGCAACAGAUGAAGACAAGACCUGGGGAAGUCCUUAUUGAUUGUUUAGAUUCAAUUGAAGACACAAAAGGAAAUAAUGGAGAUAGAGGUAGACUCUUAGUAACAAACUUAAGAAUCAUCUGGCAUUCCUUGGCAUUACCCAGAAUCAAUCUUUCUAUUGGUUACAACUGCAUAUUUAAUAUUACAACAAGAACUGCUAACUCCAAACUACGAGGCCAAACCGAAGCUCUCUAUAUAUUGACAAAAUGCAACAACACCCGAUUUGAGUUUAUAUUCACAAAUCUGGUUCCCGGGAGCCCCAGGCUUUUUACUUCUGUGAUUGCAGUGCACAGAGCAUAUGAAACAUCCAAAAUGUACCGUGAUUUUAAGUUGAGAAGCGCAGUCAUUCAGAACAAGCAGCUGAGGUUAUUACCACAGGAACAUGUGUAUGAUAAGAUCAAUGGUGUAUGGAAUUUAUCCAGCGACCAGGGGAAUUUAGGAACUUUUUUUAUUACCAAUGUGAGAAUUGUGUGGCAUGCCAAUAUGAAUGACAGUUUUAAUGUCAGCAUACCAUAUCUGCAAAUUCGUUCAAUAAAGAUCAGAGAUUCAAAAUUUGGUUUGGCUCUUGUCAUAGAAAGCUCUCAGCAGAGUGGAGGAUACGUUCUUGGCUUUAAAAUAGACCCAGUGGAAAAACUACAAGAAUCAGUUAAGGAGAUCAACUCCCUUCACAAAGUCUAUUCUGCCAGUCCAAUAUUUGGAGUGAAUUAUGAAAUGGAAGAAAAGCCACAGCCACUUGAAGCUCUGACUGUUGAACAAAUUCAAGAUGAUGUGGAAAUAGACUCUGACAACCACACGGAUGCUUUUGUGGCUUAUUUUGCUGAUGGAAAUAAGCAACAAGAUCGUGAACCUGUGUUUUCAGAAGAACUGGGGCUUGCAAUAGAGAAACUGAAGGACGGAUUCACACUACAGGGACUCUGGGAAGUAAUGACUUGAUCUUGAGUUGAGCUGGAUCUCUAUUUAAAGAUAGCUCAAGAUUAAAAGAUACUGUUUGCCGGCUAUAGGCAUGGGAUAAUAUAUAUAUAUAUAUAUAUAUAUAUAUAUAUAUAUAUUUUAUAUUUUAAGAAGUUUUUAAUUAUUAAGGAAAAGCUCCUUAGUUUUAGAAAACU